Hypanus sabinus (Atlantic stingray) is the source of this 1728-nucleotide messenger RNA. RefSeq names its product C-C chemokine receptor type 7-like. The record is from RefSeq and is a predicted model, not a curated record. NCBI's taxonomy places the organism in Eukaryota, Metazoa, Chordata, Chondrichthyes, Myliobatiformes, Dasyatidae. The transcript has 5 exons. Gene Ontology annotation, biological process: chemotaxis; immune response; G protein-coupled receptor signaling pathway. Bases 1 to 1728 code for a protein of 575 amino acids. Gene Ontology annotation, molecular function: C-C chemokine receptor activity. Gene Ontology annotation, cellular component: membrane.
AUGGGAAUCGCAGAGACGCCCCAGGCGGAGACGAGCGGCGUCUGGCUCGACGAAGCUGGAAAUGGCCUUAAACCUACAGAUGCCCGAAAACGGAAAAGGAAAGUCCUGGGAACUUUCACCGUCAGCACCUGGGAAGAGGGGCGGCCAACGCGUCGGUCCCGGUUGUGCCCCUUCACUACUACCGAGAACAAGGGAGAUGGCGGGGAGAGGACACGAAGCGGCGGGGAACGAUGUGGCGCUUCGGAUCAUCUUCUGAGACCCGAACAAUUCUCUCCUCGGCCUCCGGAGUCUGUCCAGCCGCUUCUCGGUAAACUUGGACGGACGAACAAGCCGGAUGAACUCAGCGGGUCGGGCGGAAAGAAGCAGUCCUCGCCGCGGUCUCCGCACCCUUCCCGGAACGCGGUGGGCGGAAAGGCGGCCAAGCGUGUUGCACGGCCGUCUCAGGACUUCGGACAGCGAGCAGGAGAGGCCCUUCGGUGUUGCUGGGCAGAGGGAUCUCGGGAUCCAGUUUCGCCGCUCCUUCUGAAGCUGGUUCAGAAGGCCGCUGGGAUGCUCCCCUCUAUGAGUCAAGGCACGGAGUUCAAAACUGAGGAGGACAUGUUGAAGCUUUAUACUACUCUGAACAUCCUCUCCACAUCCACUCUGUCAAAGUCUUUCACUUUCAAUUCCUCAAUGUCUUUUACAACCGAAGACUAUGACGAAUUAAAUGUCAGUAGUAUGGAUCUUUCCGGCUUUCCUUCAGUCUGCGAGAAGAGCGAGGUGCAGGCGAUGGUCAGCCUGCUGCAGCCUUGCAUUUUCUCUCUGGUCUUCAUUCUGGGCGUGCUGGGUAACGGCCUGGUGCUGGUGACGUACCUCCACCACCAGCGCCUGCUGGCCAUGACGGACGUGUACCUUCUGAACCUGGCCAGCGCCGACCUCCUCUUCGUCUUCAGCCUCCCGCUGCUGGCGGCCAGCUCGCGGGUAGGCUGGGUGUUUGGCACCGUCCUCUGCGUGCUGGUCCGGAUACUGUACAAAGUCAACCUGUACAGCGGCCUCCUGCUGCUGAUGUGCGUUAGCGUCGACCGCUACUUCGCCAUCGUCUGCGCCACCACCGCGCACAGGCUCCGCCUCAGGCACCUGCGGUACAGCCGCCACAUCUGCCUGCUGGUCUGGCUCUCCUCCUUUGUGCUCUGCCUCCCCGAGCUCAUCUACACCAAGGUGGAACGGCACCCCAACGGUGCCACCGACAUCUGCAUGGACAGUUACCCGGAGAACCUGCACGUCCUGAUGCGCGGCGCCACCCAGCUGGUCCAGGCGGUCCUCGGCUUCCUCCUGCCCCUGCUGGUCAUGACCUUCUGCUACUCCGUCAUCAUUAAGACCCUGCUGCAGGCCCGCAACUUCGAGAAGCACAAGGCCAUCCGGGUGGUCCUGGCAGUGGUGCUGGUCUUCGUACUGUCGCAGGCACCCUACAACGCGCUGUUGCUGCUCAAGGCGGUGGGCAGCCGGACCAUGGGCUGCGAGGAGAGCAAGCGCCGGGAUGUGGCCCUGCAGGCCGCCAGCUGCCUGGCCUACACGCGCUGCUGCCUCAACCCCAUCCUCUACGCCUUCGUCGGGGUGAAGUUCCGCAACAACCUGGCCAGGCUGGCGCGCUGCCGGGGCGGGCCCUGGCGGGGAGCGGACGCAUCGGCUGUGAACAGCCAGAGCCGGAUGCUCACGCUGACCGACACCAGCAGCGCCAUGACCGUGUAG